AGCCAUCUCUCUCGGCUCUUUACCACCGGUGCCAGCAACUGUUUCCCCUUUGGAUGAGUGACAGUGUGAUGUUGCUCAAGGCCAAUUGAAUGACAAUGUAAAAACCCAAUCCCUUAAUACUUCAAUAUUUCCCAAGUUCUGGGCUGUGCAGGUUGAAACAAUAUGCAACACUCGCUGGUCUAGUCCAGGCUAAACUGCGUCCAAGAUGGUCCAGGGCCCGAGAAAGAUCACAUCAGGCUUGUUCACUUCUCUGCCCGUUCUCUGGCUCUCACUCCCGAUGGAGGGUAGUGGAAGGCAACAAGUCUACCCUGAGGAUAUUAAAUGACUAGAAGCCUAGCUUCAACCCUACACAGAGUUACACGUCAGGCUGGCAAGGUGGUGCUUGCUGCCAAGCCUGAUGACCUGAGUUUGAGCCUUGGACCCCCACGGAAAUAGAUAGCUGACUCCUGCAGACCUCCACAUGUGGACUCUGGUACACAUCUUCUCACGCACAAAAAUGAAUAAAUGUAAAAAAGAAAAAAGUUAAAGAAAUAAACAUGUUUUUGGAGAAGUGAAGCUUUAACCAUGUGGGAUUGAUUCCAGGAGUCUUUGAAUCUGAAGAUUAAGUUCUAGGCUGUCUUACAGGGUUGGUUAGUACAUGUAAGUAUACAGCAUUUCCCUCACAGUGCUCUGAAAUGGCCCUGGCUGUCCUCAAACUCUGUCCUCCUGCCUCAGAAUGCCACGGUUACAGAUGCAGCUAUGCCCAAUAGCUCUUCUUUUACACAGCAGUUUGGCUCCUUUGAGCCACUGAGUCCUAAAUAUCUCCGUCCCCAGAAAUGACCACUACUUCACGCCUAAGUACAUUUGAAAGGAGUGUCUGAUGCCACCUCUUACACAGCACAAAGUAACUGAGUUUGUCCCUUGCCUUCCCAUGCAGGUGAAAGUAAAGCGUAUGCUGUCUGCAGCAGAAAAUGCUACAGAGAAGUGUCUGGGGCUCAGGGCCGAGGCAGGGCUUCCAUCAUGCCAUGGUAGCAGAGAAAGCGCUGAGCAUUUGGCACUGGGCUACCAACCAGUGUGCUCUUCCCUGGGAAAGACCACCUCUUCUGCUCCCAGCUUUCCCCAGCCACCUUUGCAACCCAAGAUGACCUCAACCUUGUGAUCUCCUGCCUCAGAUUCCUGAAUGCUGGCGUUACAGACCACAGCGGCCUCUGAGCAGAUCAGAAUCUCCUUGUUUGCGCACUUCACUCGGCUCCUUCCGGCAACCAUGUCUGACAAAACCGAUAUGGCUGAGAAAGAGAAAUUCGAUAAGUCGAAAUUGAAGAAGACAGAAACGCAAGGGAAAAAUCCUCUGCCUUCAAAAGAAACGAUUGAACAGGAGAAGCAAGCUGGCGAAUCGUAAUGAGGCGAGCGCCGCCAAUAUGCACUGUACAUUCCACAAGCAUUGCCUUCUUAUUUUACUUCCUUAGCUGUUUAACUUUGUAAGAUGCAAAGAGGUUGGAUCAAGUUUAAAUGACUGUGCUGCCCCUUUCACAUCGAAGAAUCAGAACUACUGACCAGGAAGGCCUCCCCUGCCUCUCCCACCCGUCUGUCGGUCUGGCUGGCAGGGAGGGAAAAGAACUUGUAUGUUGGUGAAGGAAAAAGCUGGGUGGGAGGUGGUGAAAUACAGAGUCAAAUUCAAAGUGUCCUGCAGGAUGUAAAAUGCAGUUUAAUCAGAGUGCCAUUUUUUUGUUCAAAUGAUUUUAAUUAUUGAAAUGCACAAUUUUUUAAAUAUGCAAAUAAAGUUUUAAAACCUGAAAAAAAA
Messenger RNA from Peromyscus eremicus (cactus mouse), 1780 nucleotides. RefSeq names its product thymosin beta-4-like. Gene Ontology annotation, molecular function: actin monomer binding. The record is from RefSeq and is a predicted model, not a curated record. The coding region runs from base 1160 to 1378 and encodes 72 amino acids. Gene Ontology annotation, biological process: actin filament organization; regulation of cell migration. Gene Ontology annotation, cellular component: cytoplasm. The transcript has 4 exons. Lineage: Eukaryota; Metazoa; Chordata; Mammalia; Rodentia; Cricetidae.